Salpingoeca rosetta is the source of this 2171-nucleotide messenger RNA. Its product is annotated as asparaginyl-tRNA synthetase. The record is from RefSeq and is a predicted model, not a curated record. NCBI's taxonomy places the organism in Eukaryota, Choanoflagellata, Craspedida, Salpingoecidae. Gene Ontology annotation, molecular function: asparagine-tRNA ligase activity; ATP binding; nucleic acid binding. The transcript has 13 exons. The coding region runs from base 55 to 1881 and encodes 608 amino acids. Gene Ontology annotation, cellular component: mitochondrion. Gene Ontology annotation, biological process: asparaginyl-tRNA aminoacylation.
UGGGUGUUUCUUCUUUUUAUAGGUCCGUGUCAUAUUUGUGGGCCAGUGUAACACAUGCCACGACCAAACCAAACCACCACACCACGCAGCAUAACCAUUCAUCCUCCCCUCCACACACUCACACCAUCACGCACACACCAUCCCACGACCAUGUCUGAGGCGAAGCUUGAGCAAGAGGUGCAGCGGCUGGCUGUGACGUCGACCAAGAAGGCGUACGGCAUCGACGGUCGCAUGUACGCCUCCGAGGUGCAAGAGAAGUGGGAGUCGUUCCUUGGGCAGACCAUCACCGUCGGCGGCUGGGUCAAGAAAGGUCGCGCUGCUGAGAAGGGCACGCUGUUCUUCCUUGAAGUGAACGAUGGCUCGUGCCCUGGAAACCUGCAGUGCAAGCGCAAGGUUGACGAGAGCGACGAGGAGGCCAUCAAGCUGUACAAGCCCCUCACCAAGACCGGCGCUUCCGUCCUGCUUCGCGGCAAGAUUGUAAAGGCUCCAGAGGGCAAGGAGCAGAAGUUUGAGCUUGACAUUGAGGAGGUUGUGCACUCUGGCCUGAUUGAGGGCAGCUACCCGAUUGCCAAGGCGCGCAUCCCGCUGGAGGUUCUCCGCAAGCACUGCCACCUCCGCGCGCGCACCAACAUCAUUUCCGCUGUGGCUCGCGUGCGCAACGCGCUGGCACAGGCCACGCACCGCUUCUUCAGCGACAACGGGUUCAUGUACCUGCACACGCCGCUGAUCACGGCGAGCGACUGCGAGGGAGCUGGCGAGAUGUUCCAGGUCACCACCCUCUUCUCCAAGGCCGAGAAGGUCCUCGAGACGCCGCUCCCAUCCGACGAGGAGGUCAAGGCAGCAGAGGAUGCCGUGGCCGAGCAAGAGGCGGCCGUGCAGGAGAUGCGCGAUGCAAAGCGCAACAAGAAGACCAUCAAGGCGGCGGAUGCAGUGCUGCAGGAGAAGCGGGCGGCGCUCGCGGCCAUCAAGGAGCGCGUCCUCGCACGCGACGGCAUCCCGCGCACAGAGGACAAGCAGUUUGACUUUACAAAGGACUUUUUCAAGCGGGCUGCGUACCUGACUGUCUCUGGGCAGCUGCAGGGCGAGUCGUAUGCGUGUUCGAUGGGCAACAUCUACACGUUUGGGCCCACCUUCCGCGCAGAGAACUCCAACACCACCAGGCAUCUUGCUGAGUUUUGGAUGAUUGAGCCCGAGAUUGCUUUCUGCGACCUCACAGGCUGCAUGGACUGUGCGGAGGACUAUGUGCGAUACUGUUGCCAGUAUGUGCUGGACAACUGCCGUGCGGACCUCGACUUUUUCGCCAAGUUCGUCGACAAGACCGUCAUUGAUCGCGUCACGGAGCUCACCGCCAAGCAGUUUGCUCGCGUCGAGUACAAGGAUGCGGUGAAGCAGCUGCUUGAGCUGCAGGCUGCAUUUGAGUCCAAGACUGACGAGGAGAAGGCCGGCAAGAAAUCGCUCUUUGAGAUCCCAGUCGGUGAGCGAAUUGACCUUGCGACGGAGCACGAGCGGUACCUGACCGAGCACAUCUACAAGGGCCCCGUCAUCCUCUACAACUACCCGAAGGAGAUCAAGGCGUUUUACAUGCGCGAGACGCACGACGAGUUUGAUUCCGUCGCAGCAAUGGACAUUCUCGUGCCCAAGAUUGGAGAGCUCGUUGGCGGGAGUCAGCGCGAGGAGCGGCUUGACGUGCUGCGCCGCCGUCUGCAGGAGGCCGGACUCGACGAGAGCGACUACGAGUGGUACCUCGACCUCCGCCGCUUCGGCACCGUGCCGCACUCCGGUUUCGGCCUCGGCUUUGAGCGCCUCAUCAUGCUUGUGACGGGCAUGGAGAACAUUCGCGAUGUCAUUCCGUACCCGCGCCACCCAGAGCACAUCCCGUGAGCUGCUGCCGCCAUCCAGAGGAACAGGCAGAGCAGCAUGCACUGCACAGCUUUGGUUGCUUGCUCAAAUGUCGCUCUUCUUGCAUGUGUGUGUGUGUGUGUGUACGCGUGUGGGUUUUGUUUGGUUCCGCCCUCUGCUUUCUUUGUCUGUUUUCGUUUUGCAAUGUAGUGAGUGAUUGAUUUGCAUAGUGUUCGCUCGUUCUCGUGUUCAUUGGAAUAGUUUUGUCCCUUGUCUCUCACGCGUUGCAUGACUGCCAAGUACACAAAGUCAUACAAACAAACAAAGCCCAG